This is a messenger RNA of Lemur catta (Ring-tailed lemur), 5806 nucleotides long. RefSeq names its product RNA guanine-7 methyltransferase (gene RNMT). Gene Ontology annotation, molecular function: mRNA 5'-cap (guanine-N7-)-methyltransferase activity. The record is from RefSeq and is a predicted model, not a curated record. The transcript is spliced from 11 exons. Gene Ontology annotation, cellular component: nucleus. Lineage: Eukaryota; Metazoa; Chordata; Mammalia; Primates; Lemuridae. Gene Ontology annotation, biological process: 7-methylguanosine mRNA capping. Bases 114 to 1544 code for a protein of 476 amino acids.
AAAUUACGUAACAAGACGUGCGUGGCGUGGGGCCGCUGUUUCCGCAAACAGAAUCGUGUGUGGCUGUGCUGUGUUAGUGUAUGAAGUUUUGCCAUCAAUUCAAGUAAUCAAAAAUGGAAAAGUCUGCAAAUGCAGAGGAAUAUGAAAAGAUGUCUCUUGAACAGGCAAAAUCCUCAGUAAAUUCUGAAACAGAGUCUUCAUUUAGUAUUAAUGAAAGUACAACAGCUUCUGGGACUGGGCUUUCUGAAAAGACUCCUAUCUGUGAGCAAGCAGACACGCCAAAAAAGAGGAAAGAGUUUGAAGAUAAUCUUGCAAAGGAAAGUUCCAGUUAUGGGGAAGACACUCCAUCCAAGAAAAGAAAACUUGAUGCUAAAAUUGUCCCAGAGGAAAAAGGUUCUGGUGAUGAUGAAGACAUGUCAAAGAAAAGAAAAAGAGAAACUGAUGAUGUUCCAAAAGAUGAACCUUCUGCUGGAGAUGGCACUCAAAAAAAGAGAAAAAUAGAACUUGAGGAUGUUCCUGAAAAGCAGAAAAACCUGGAAGAAGGACAUGGCUCAGCAGUAGCUGCCCACUACAAUGAACUUCAGGAAGUUGGUUUGGAGAAGCGUAGUCAAAGUCGUAUUUUUUACCUAAGAAACUUUAAUAACUGGAUGAAAAGUGUUCUCAUUGGGGAAUUUUUAGAGAAGGUACGACAGAAAAAAAACCGAGAUAUCACUGUUUUGGACCUGGGAUGUGGUAAAGGUGGAGAUUUGCUCAAGUGGAAAAAGGGAAGAAUUAGCAAGCUCGUUUGUACUGAUAUUGCUGACGUUUCUAUCAAACAGUGUCAGCAGCGGUAUGAAGACAUGAAAAAUCGUCGUGAUAAUGAAUAUAUUUUCAGUGCAGAAUUUAUAACUGCUGACUGCUCAAAGGAACUUUUGAUGGACAGAUUUCAUGACCCAGGAAUGUGCUUUGACAUCUGCAGUUGUCAGUUUGUCUGUCAUUACUCAUUUGAGUCCUAUGAGCAGGCUGAUAUGAUGCUCAGAAAUGCCUGUGAGAGACUUAGCCCUGGGGGCUAUUUUAUUGGUACUACCCCCAAUAGCUUUGAACUGAUAAGACGCCUUGAAGCUUCAGAAACAGAAUCAUUUGGAAAUGAAAUAUAUACUGUGAAAUUUCAGAAGAAAGGAGAUUAUCCUUUAUUUGGCUGCAAAUAUGACUUCAACUUGGAAGGUGUUGUGGAUGUCCCUGAAUUCUUGGUGUAUUUUCCAUUGCUAAAUGAAAUGGUGAAGAAGUACAAUAUGAAGCUAGUCUACAAAAAAACAUUUCUGGAAUUCUAUGAAGAAAAGAUUAAGAACAAUGAAAAUAAAAUGCUGUUAAAACGAAUGCAAGGCCUGGAGCCAUAUCCUGCAAAUGAGAAUUCUAAACUUGCCUCUGAGAAGGUGGAUGACUAUGAACAUGCAGCAAAGUACAUGAAGAAAAGUCAAGUAAGGUUACCUUUGGGAACCUUAAGUAAAUCAGAAUGGGAAGCCACAAGUAUUUACUUGGUUUUUGCCUUUGAGAAGCAGCAGUGAGCAUGUAGGCAGUAGUUGCAGAGGCCCUGUGCUCUGUCCUGCACAGAGUCGAACAGUCCAUCUCAGACGCAUUUGACAGCUCUGUUUAUUUUAAUUCUAAAUGUGCAGGAUGCUGCCAGCAACUCCAGUGUGUAAAUUCAACAUUUGCUGUCUGUGACAGAUGAACUUUUGUGUGUGUAUAUAAGAAUGAGUUGGGAUCUUUGUCUUUAAAACCUAUUUUUAAGUAAUGCUCUAAGAAUUCCAUUUGUCUCUACUCUUAGCUCGUAAAAAUUAUAAUAUGACUUGUAAAAGCAACUGAACUCCUUUCCACAGUGUUCUGAUUUGUUCAGUGUGUGUUCAUACUAUCAAAUUUAUUGCAGUUGUAGGAUUGGUCAGAGCAUUUCCAUCAUGUGCUCAUUUCUGUAGUUUUUUGUUAUAUAGUGUUUUUUAAGAUGAAAUGUGUGCAUUCUGUACAAUUGAAUGUAAGUGUAUAUGUAUUACUAAAGUUAUAAGUUUAAAACUCAAUUUAGAUGGUAAUAAAGGUUACUUAACUAGAAUUUUAGCGAUUUAUUGCAUUUCAAAAUAAAUAACUACCUUAUUUGCUAAUAUGCUGCAAUCUGGAGCUCAUUAGAACAUGCUAUAUGGCACCAUAGAAUUAUUUUGGAAUUUUGGGACUGACUUUAAGAAUUUCCUACCAUAACAAUUUUCCCAGUUAUCAAGAUUGAAAUUAGACACAGUUACCUUUCUUCAUUGAAGAAUGAUACCGUGGUUAUUUUUCUCAAGAUGUAGUGAAAAUCCCUCCCAUGUAAACCUGUUGCAUGUUUUUUUCAAAUUUAUACAUGGUUAGAACUACAGUAGGAGUUUAGGGCUCUAAAGAAAGCAAAUAGAUUUCAGAUUAAUUCUCACUGACUAAUGCUAUGUACCCACUUCAGCCCCAAAAUAAGCAAUACCUUUCCCUCUGUUACAACAUCAGUACUUUGCAUAGUAGGUGCCUUGUCUAAUCACUAUUCAGAAUUUUUAUUUGCCAUUUCAGAACUGUUAUAAUUGUCAUUAAAACUAUCAAUUAUGUAAUACUCUUCCAAAACUUAUGCCUAUGUGAACUGUUGUGUUUACUAAACUUGCCAGUUUUUAGAUGCUGUAAAAAACUUAAAGAGCAAGGCAGAGCAAUUGCAUAUUCUUUUAAAGAUCAUGUAUUUAAAGCAUGGUUUACAAUAACAUUAAUUUCUAUAGUUAUUCAUAGUACUUGUUUUAAAAACAUAGCCUCUUAAUUAGUUUAUGUCUGUUGAUUGUUCAUGGUGUUAGAGUAUCAGGCUUUUUAGCAAGAAAACAUGGGUUUCCUCAUUUCUGUUCCUUUUGCAAUCUAUCAAUCUCCAAACUGUUACCAAUUUAUAAAAAUUAAGUCUUUUUUUGCCUUAGUAAUGGUUUAUCUUAAGUCAUUUGGGAAAUAAAUAAUAGUACGUCUGACUCUGGUGGUUGCCAUUAGCUAGGAAAGGCUGGGUAAUGGUGCUGGGGAGGUGGGGAAGGGGAGCUCUUUUACAUAUUUGGGUUCAUUUUAGUUCUAGGGAAGGGCCAGAAAUAUUUUAAUAGUUUGGCAGGUACAGAAAACUUCAUCAUUAUUUCCUAUUGUUGUUCUCAUUUAAUGGUCUUAGUUAACAGGUAAUAAUAAUACUUGUAUUUGUAGCCUCUUUCAGCCCUUUUCACUCCAUGAGCAAUUUUGGGAAGAGAAGAAUCUCCCAAAGGAUGGAGUAACUGGUGGCAAUACAGAGCAGAGAGCACAGAAAGGUGGAGUUCCUAGGGCCUUCAGUGCGCAGAAGGGAACAGAGAGAGCUAGUCUGGAUCUGCACGGGGCUCUGGGAACUGAGCCAGCUGUAGAUGUGGGAGAGGCCCAUGGGGAGCCUACAGGGCACUGAGCUCAGGCAGCCGCCCUUUUCCUUGAGCUUUAUUUGCCUGUUGCCUCAUCUGUUCUUCCUUGCUGUGAUUAUCUGGACAGUGACUCAGGAAGAGUCAGGAAAAGGACUGGAAAAUGUGCCCCCUGCCGACUCUCUCCCAUCACCAAGGUAAAGGCUGGUAGUUCUCUCCCCCUACACACUCCACGCUCUGACUGUUUGGUUUCCCAUUUAAGAUUGUGGUAACUGUCAUGCAAAGGGCAUGGCUUUCCACCAGGAGGCCAGGAAGAGCGCCUGUUAUACUAAGCUCAGUGAAGUAGGUGGUUCCUGGGAGUGGCCACAGGGCACUUCCAGUGCUGCCAUGCAGAUUUGUCAUCUAAGAAUGAAUUAGAAAUGAAGAUCAAAAUCAGCCAUUUGUUGGAAUGACAGAACUAGAGAUUGGGGUGAUUGGCCUGGGAACAUGGCUGGAUUGUGGUAUAACCAGGAGUGCUAACAUUGAAUUCUUUGGGGCUAGAAUAUACUCAAGGAAUGUCACUAGUGACGACAGUGUUCAGGAAGAGAAGCUGACUGUUUGCUGCUGUAUGUGAGGGGCUAACCUGCAGAGAGUGCCGCAAGCCUGCCAGAGAGUAACGUGGGCACCGUGCUGUCAGGCAGGGCCCUCCUGCGCCUCCAGUGCCCACUAAGCACUCUGAGCAUAGUGUGACUCCCCAAAGAAGUUUCCCUGCAGUGAGAAAAGUUACUGAGUAGAGAUCCUCGCUUACGUUAAUGCAUCUACGGAAAGACUGAAAGGUACAGUGGGUUUCCUAGCCUGCUUCCCCGACCCACACUUGGGAGUUGAGGAAAUAGGAUUGCUGUCUGACUUCGCAUGUUAAUACAGGAUCAGAGCAGAGGCAUACAAAGUGGGAUGGCCUUUGAGGCAGGGUGUGUUGUUGGUCAACAGUAGAAAAGCAGAAAAAACAUUGUUAGCCAUGAAAUGUCCAGGUUUCCAGACCAAUUAGCUCUUUAGGAAUUUAUUCUUCAGCCUGACAUAGCUUAUUGCCAUUAAGUUACUUUGAUAUAUAUUCAAAUAUACUGAUGAAGAUUUGGCUUCUUAUAUAGGUCUGCCUAGAGGGUGAAAAUACCAGUGUGAAUAUUCCAGCUACUGAACAUUAUUUUCUCAGGCUUUGUAUGUUUGGGUUGUCUUGAGCCAGUCACUGCAAAGGUCUCUAGGUUUGUAGAGGCCAGAUCCAGGGACCGAGGCCCAGUAAUAGAAGUACCAAAGUACUUGUGGUAUUUAGUGGCCUGUGCGUCAAAUAGAAGGUAUAGGUACAUAAUGUUACAGCCUCCCUAGUUGCUGCUAUAUCAAGUACCGCACACCUGAUAUGAAGUUUUUUAAUUUUGUGCCCUCUGACAGAAUAACAUUCCUGAUUCUUUGAAGGCAACCGAUGCAAUGACUGCUAUACUUAUUUUAUUAUAUACUUAAUAUUUAUUAAGCUCCUACCUUAUAUUAAUCACUUUUCUAAAUAUUUUACAUGGGGUUAACUCAUUUUGAUCCUUAUAACAACUCUGUGAGGUAAGCACCAUUAUCCCCAUUUUAAUGAUGAGGAAACCGAGGCAUAGAGAGGCUAUAGACGUGCUCAGGACAGGGCCAGGAUUUUAACACCCCACCCCAAGCUGGGCCUGCCCUCCAAUGGCAUGUUCAAUCUCUCCAAGGGUGUCAGGCCCAGAUGGCUCCUUGCCUAUCCACUACCUGCAACCUGAGAUGUUAACUAUUAGAGCUCCACCAUUUUGAUUGAAAACUUCGUUACUCUUACUUAAAUGUUUGCUGAGAGGAGCGUUUAUUCCUGAAGAGAGGUUUUGUUGCGAGAGGGUAGAGAAAGCAGGAGAGACUUGGUUUUCAUAGUUUGGUAGACCUGCUCCUUUAGCAGCCAGACCUGUAGCAAAUCUCGUCUGCAAGGGGGAGUGGUUCUCUUCCUCCUCUCACCAUUUGGAAGUGGCAGUUAGGAGUGAGAGUGUGGGCAAGGGGAGAGGCCAAGAAACAUUUCAUCAGUCUGAGUAUCCAGAGGCAAAUUGUUUUAACAUUUAAGUGUAACAUCUCUACAAACAGUGUCAGUUAUUUUUCCCAACUGGGACACCUGCAUACAAUCAGCACCUCAGAAGCUGGUAUCAGGUUCCCUUUCACUUACUACCUCUCCAAGGGUAACCACUAUCCUGAGUUCUAAGAGCAUAGAUAGAGUAGUUCUGUCUGGGUUUGGAUGUUAUGUGAAUGGAAUUAAACACUAUGCGUUCUUUGUACCUGGCUUCUUUUCCUCACUAUUAUGUUUGUGAGACUUUGUUGCAUGUAUUUGUACAUGUUUUUUCAUUCCCAUGGUUAUAUAGUAUUUCAUCAUGUGAAUAAACCACAUACUAUUUAUCCAA